Molecule: messenger RNA, 527 nt
Organism: Guyanagaster necrorhizus
Lineage: Eukaryota; Fungi; Basidiomycota; Agaricomycetes; Agaricales; Physalacriaceae
Exons: 3
Coding region: 65-271 (68 amino acids)
Source: RefSeq, a predicted model, not a curated record
GCCAGGUUCCUUACCGAUGAGUUCGUUGCUAUAUAAGAGGGAACCCAUCUCCAACGAAACAAAUAUGUCCGAACCAGUUCUCUACGCCACUAUCCUGGAUGCACCUAAUUUUCCCUUCGACGACCAGCACAAGGAGUUCGUCGGCAUGGCGGAUAGAGGGAACACACUGGAAGUACGCUUGGACCUCAACCUCGAGGUCGUCAUCGCUAUCAAGGCAAAGGUCGAGGGAGACAUCACACUUUCGCUCCAGCCAGUUAUCUUCUGCGGGUAGUCGCAAAAUGGUGAUCAACGCGUUUGGCGUUUAGAAUGAGGUUAGUCUUUAGCUUGUGUGCUGAGUCCAGAAUGUUGAGGUUCAUCGGCCUUGAUUUGAUAUAGAAGUCGGAACGAAUAGUUAAUGUCAAGAGUUGACAGUCGACUUGGAGAUGGAAAAAUUCCAAAUGAUAUUGUCUUGCGCAUCAGCGCUAUUCCCUGUAUCAUUUUUUCGGUAGCCGUUCUUACGACAGGAUGGCAGUGACAUAAGCUCUAUU